Messenger RNA from Aspergillus alliaceus, 1011 nucleotides. RefSeq names its product isocitrate lyase/PEP mutase family protein. The transcript is spliced from 3 exons. Gene Ontology annotation, molecular function: catalytic activity. Lineage: Eukaryota; Fungi; Ascomycota; Eurotiomycetes; Eurotiales; Aspergillaceae. Bases 1 to 1011 code for a protein of 336 amino acids. The record is from RefSeq and is a predicted model, not a curated record.
AUGAAGGUCGGAGAAUCCUCCUCGUCCAACUUGGCUAUCACCAUCACCGUCGAAAAAGAUGGCUUCUAUGAAGUUAACGGCGCCAGGCAGGAGCCCACCGUUUCCCUCCACAUCACAGCUGGGGCAUCCAAGCUUCGUCGGAUGUUGAAGGAAACUGACGACUUGAUUGUUUGCCCCGGUGUAUACGAUGGUCUCUCUGCCCGGGUUGCCAUGCAGGUCGGAUUCAAGGCAAUGUACAUGACUGGUGCUGGAACCACUGCCUCUAGACUCGGAAUGGCAGACCUAGGAUUGGCGCAAUUGUAUGAUAUGAGGACCAAUGCGGAGAUGAUUGCCAACCUCGAUCCCUUCGGACCCCCACUGAUUGCUGAUAUGGAUACUGGAUAUGGUGGUCCCUUGAUGGUUUCCAAGUCCGUUCAACAGUACAUCCAGGCCGGUGUUGCUGGCUUCCAUAUUGAGGACCAAAUCCAGAAUAAGCGCUGUGGUCACCUUGCUGGAAAGAAGGUUGUCGAACUGGAGGAAUAUCUCACCCGCAUACGCGCUGCCAAGUUGACCAAGGAUCGUCUCCGCUCGGAUAUCGUCCUGAUUGCCCGCACUGACGCCCUGCAGCAGCAUGGGUAUGAUGACUGUAUCCGGCGUCUGAAGGCGGCCCGUGACCUUGGUGCGGAUGUUGGACUCUUGGAAGGCUUCACCUCCAAAGAGCAGGCGAGGCAGGCAGUUCAGGACUUGGCGCCAUGGCCCUUGCUCUUGAACAUGGUUGAGAAUGGAGCCGGUCCUGUUAUCACCACGAAGGAAGCGAAGGAGAUGGGCUUCCGCAUUAUGAUCUUCUCCUUCGCAUCCUUGGCACCGGCCUAUCUUGGGAUCAAGUCCGCAUUUGAAAAGCUGAAGAAGGAUGGGAUUACUGGUAUUCCUGACGGCUUGGGCCCGAAGAAGCUGUUCGAGGUUUGUGGAUUGAUGGAUUCGGUGAAGAUCGACACCGAGUCCGGCGGCAGCGGAUUUACCAAUGGUGUUUGA